Messenger RNA from Dipodomys ordii (Ord's kangaroo rat), 2033 nucleotides. It is a transcript of the gene Lrrc4b, whose product is annotated as leucine rich repeat containing 4B. Gene Ontology annotation, molecular function: protein binding. NCBI's taxonomy places the organism in Eukaryota, Metazoa, Chordata, Mammalia, Rodentia, Heteromyidae. Gene Ontology annotation, cellular component: plasma membrane. The coding region runs from base 1 to 1974 and encodes 657 amino acids. The transcript has 3 exons. The record is from RefSeq and is a predicted model, not a curated record.
AUGGUGGAGGGUGAGGCAGGGGAGAGGAGAGAGGGGAGGGAGGCCCAGCCGCUGCUGCGGAAGCCGUGGGUGAUCUGCACGCGGAGGGAGCUGUCCGAGGUCCCCGCCAGCAUCCCGGUCAACACGCGCUACCUGAACCUGCAGGAGAACGGCAUCCAGGUGAUCCGCACCGACACCUUCAAACAUCUGCGGCACCUGGAGAUCCUGCAGCUGAGCAAGAACCUGGUCCGCAAGAUCGAGGUGGGCGCCUUCAACGGGCUGCCCAGCCUGAACACGCUGGAGCUGUUCGACAACCGGCUGAGCACGGUGCCCACGCAGGCCUUCGAGUACCUGUCCAAGCUGCGGGAGCUGUGGCUGCGCAACAACCCCAUCGAGAGCAUCCCGUCGUACGCCUUCAACCGCGUGCCGUCGCUGCGGCGCCUGGACCUGGGCGAGCUCAAGCGGCUGGAGUACAUCUCGGAGGCGGCCUUCGAGGGCCUGGUGAACCUGCGCUACCUCAACCUGGGCAUGUGCGACCUCAAGGACAUCCCCAACCUCACGGCCCUCGUGCGCCUGGAGGAGCUCGAGCUGUCGGGCAACCGGCUGGACCUCAUCCGGCCCGGCUCCUUCCAGGGUCUCACGAGCCUGCGCAAGCUGUGGCUCAUGCACGCGCAGGUGGCCACCAUCGAGCGCAACGCCUUCGACGACCUCAAGUCGCUAGAGGAGCUCAACCUGUCGCACAACAACCUCAUGUCGCUGCCCCACGACCUGUUCACGCCCCUGCACCGCCUCGAGCGCGUGCACCUCAACCACAACCCGUGGCACUGCAACUGCGACGUGCUGUGGCUCAGCUGGUGGCUGAAGGAGACGGUGCCCAGCAACACGACGUGCUGCGCGCGCUGCCACGCUCCCGCUGGCCUCAAGGGGCGCUACAUCGGCGAGCUCGACCAAUCGCACUUCACCUGCUACGCGCCCGUCAUCGUGGAGCCGCCCACCGACCUGAACGUCACCGAGGGCAUGGCGGCCGAGCUCAAGUGCCGCACGGGCACGUCCAUGACGUCGGUGAAUUGGCUGACGCCCAACGGCACGCUGAUGACGCACGGCUCGUACCGCGUGCGCAUCUCCGUGCUGCACGACGGCACGCUCAACUUCACCAACGUCACGGUGCAGGACACCGGCCAGUACACCUGCAUGGUCACCAACUCGGCAGGCAACACCACGGCGUCCGCCACGCUCAACGUGUCGGCCGUGGAGCCCGGGCCCGGCGGUGCGGGGCCCGGCGGCGCGGGGGGCCCCGGGGGCGCGGCCGGCGGCUACACCUACUUCACCACCGUCACCGUGGAGACGCUGGAGACGCAGCCCGGCGAGGAGGCCCUGCAGCCCCGCGGCACCGACAAGGAGCCCCCGGGGCCCACCACGGACGGCGCGUGGGGCGCGGGCCGGCCCGGGGACGUGGCCGGAGCCCCUGCCGCCUCCACCGCCGCACCCGCGCCGCGCUCGUCGCGGCCCACGGAGAAGCCGUUCACGGUGCCCAUCACGGACGUGACGGAGAACGCGCUCAAGGACCUGGACGACGUCAUGAAGACCACCAAGAUCAUCAUCGGCUGCUUCGUGGCCAUCACCUUCAUGGCGGCCGUCAUGCUGGUGGCCUUCUACAAGCUGCGCAAGCAGCACCAGCUCCACAAGCACCACGGGCCCACGCGCACCGUGGAGAUCAUCAACGUGGAGGACGAGCUGCCCGCCGCCUCCGCCGUCUCCGUGGCCGCCGCCGCCGCCGUGACGGGGGGCGCGGGCGGGGACAGCCACCUGGCCCUGCCCGCCCUGGAGCGCGACCACCUCAACCACCACCACUACGUGGCCGCCGCCUUCAAGGCGCACUACGGCGGCGGCAACCCGGGCGGCGGGGGCAAGGGCCCCGGGGGCCUCAACUCCAUUCACGAACCUCUGCUCUUCAAAAGCGGCUCCAAGGAGAAUGUGCAAGAGACGCAGAUCUGAGGCUGGGGAUGGUCCGGGCCGCCCACCCCCGGCUCCCGGCUCCCGCCCCGGGCUUCCCC